Papaver somniferum (opium poppy) is the source of this 2483-nucleotide messenger RNA. Its product is annotated as U-box domain-containing protein 11-like. The record is from RefSeq and is a predicted model, not a curated record. The transcript has 2 exons. Bases 302 to 1948 code for a protein of 548 amino acids. NCBI's taxonomy places the organism in Eukaryota, Viridiplantae, Streptophyta, Magnoliopsida, Ranunculales, Papaveraceae. Gene Ontology annotation, molecular function: protein binding.
ACUUCCCAACUUAUUAAUUCCGCAUUAUUAUCCUUCCCAGUGUCAAGGGCCAAGGCCACUUCAUUAAAAAAGGCUUCACAAAUAGAAAGUCUACGUAAAUUAGUUGUAAUCAAAUAAUUAAUUGUCAUUAAUUGAAACCCAAAUUCUGCAUUAUUUGUGGAGAUUCAUUUCAUUUCAUGUUCUGUCUUUAGCUCAGCCAACUUCAACUCCCCCACUGAGAAAAAGUUUUUCUUUUUCUUUUCAAGAACUCAAACCCUAAAAUCAUCAUCAUUAUCAUCAUCCGUAGUAUCAAAAACCCAGAAUGAAAUUACCAGAAACCCAUCAUUACCAAAUCUCAAGCAGUCUAAUUCCACUCCUAAUUGAAGAAAUCAAUGAUAUCCAAACUUUUAAAGGAAAAUGGUUAGUUAUCAAGUCUAAACUCAAUGAUUUACCAACACAGCUCAAAGAUUUAUCAGAUUUCCCUAAUUUCACAACAAACCCAUUAUCAUCUGAUCUUUUAAUUUCAGUUUCACAGACUUUAACUGACUCAUUAACCCUAGUGAAGAACUGUAAAAACCCUAAUUUCAGUGCUGGGAAGUUGAGAACACAAAGUGAUAUUGACUCAGUUAUAUCUAAGCUUGAUCGACAUGUUCAUGAUAUUGAGAUUCUGAUUAAAAGUGGUGUUAUGAAUCAAGAGACUGGUGGUGGUUCAAAGAGAGAAACGGUGAGGGUGGAAUCCAGGAAUUUGAUUACGCGGUUACAGAUUGGGGAUUUUGAAGGGAGGAGUGCUGCAAUGGAUACGUUGUUGGGGUUGCUGCAGGAGGAUGAUAAGAAUGUAUUGAUUGCUGUUGCACAAGGUGUUGUACCUGUACUUGUUAAAUUACUUGAUUCUAGUUGUUUAGAGAUUAAAGAAAAAUCCGUUUUUGCGAUUUCUAGAGUUUCAUUGAUUGAUAGUAGUAAACAUGUUUUGAUAGCCGAAGGUGUUUUGUUAUUGAAUCAUUUGUUAAGAGUGUUAGAAUCUGGUAGUGGGUUUGCAAAAGAAAAAGCAUGUGUGACAUUACAAGCUUUAAGCUUUUCGAGAGAGAAUGCCAGGGGGAUUGGUUGUAGAGGUGGAAUUUGUUCACUUUUAGCGAUUUGUCAAUCUGGGACGCCGAGUUCUCAAGCUGUUGCAGCUGGUGUGUUGAGAAAUCUCUCUGGGUUUUCUGAAAUUCGGCAGAAUUUUAUUGAGGAGAAUGCAGUUCCAGUUUUGAUUGGUCUUAUUUCCUCGGGUACAGUUGUUGCGCAAGAGAAUGCGAUUGAAUGCUUGCAUAAUUUAGUGUCAGAGGAUGAGAAUUUGAAGCUUCUAGUUGUUAGAGAAGGUGGAAUUGAGUGUUUAAAGAAUUUCUGGGAUUCAUCAGCUAUGGGGCGAAGUAUUGAGUCUGCGAUUGGUUUGUUAAGAAAUAUGGGUUCGUACCGACCAAUUGCUGAAGUUAUUGUUGCUGAUGGUUUUAUAAACAGGCUUGUUGGGGCUUUAAGUUGUGGAGUGUCUGGUGUAAGAGUUGCUGCGUCGAAAGCUAUUUAUGAAUUGGGAUUCAGCACUAAAACGAGGAAGGAAAUGGGUGACUGUGGGUGUAUUCCUCCUUUGGUUAGGAUGCUGGAUAUGAAAGCAAUUGAAGAGAAAGAAGCCUCAGCAAUGACUUUGUCUUCUCUCAUGCAGUUAGGAAGUAAUCGAAGGAUUUUUCAGAAGGAUGAAAGAGGGAUACUUGGUACGGUACAGCUUCUUGAUCCUCUUGUGCAGAAUUUGGAUAAGAAAUACCCAAUUUCAAUAUUGCUUGCUAUAGCACAUUUGAAGAAGUGUAGGAAAGAAAUGGUGGCUGCAGGGGCUUGUGGGCACUUGCAAAAGCUUGUUGAAAUGGAUAUUGAAGGUGCUAAGAAACUAAUGGAAAGCUUGAGUCGUGGUAAACUUUGGGGGGUAUUUCCCAGACCAUGAUAGCAGUGAGAUAAUGAAGAUGGUUGAUUUCGUGGAGGGAGCGUGUGAUCGUCUUGAUCUUUUAGUAUACCGCCAAGCUGGGAUCUUGACCAACAGGGGUCUGAAGUGGCAUCCAAGUCUUAACUACCAGUUAUCUGUUAUGUUGGCUGGGGUAUAGUACUACUUGGAAGAAGAAAAAAAAUACAGAAAACUGAGACCCCGUAAAACCGAAAGCAUGAACUGGUAGUUUUCUAUGCUAAAUUAUUGAAGCAGGAACGUUGAUUUACAUUUCUGGUUGAAGUCAACUCGUCAAGAGAUGCUCAUAUAGUUGACAUGAUGCUUUAUCUCUGUAGUUGCUGUUUUGGAUCUUUGAUCUCUGCAUUGUUCUGUUCUUGACUGCUAGAUAAUAAGCAGAGUAAGAAAGGUAAUUGCCUUUCUGCAAUCUUUUCAUGAGACGGAUAAUUUCUCUGGAUGCGUAUGUCGAGUUACUCAGGCCUUUCACACGGUCGAUGAGGUCCUUUUCGCUGAAUACACGUUUUCCACUCGUAUUUUGCUU